AUGUCUUGCGAAGAUGAACAUCAUAAUCAUGGAAGUGGAUCAGGGCAUGGCCAUCUGCAUAUUGCACCUAUUCCAACCAACGAAUCCCAAUCGCUUUUAAGCAAAAUUGAUAUACCCCAUGUAACUGCAUUAAAUUUGGCUAAUCCACCAGAAGAUCUACAAAAGAUCUUUAGAUCGAAGGAGGACAAAUAUAAACUUAAGCCUAUCAUCAAGACAGAUUGUGACCCCCAAAUUAUUAUCAAUAUCCCGUUUUUGAACGGUUCAGUCAAGCUCUUUUCUUUAAUAUUACGAACUAACGGUGAUAAGUUCUGCCCCAAAACAAUAAAACUCUGGAAAAACGAUAAGACAAUUGACUUCGACAAUGUCCAAUCCAAAAAGCCUACCUAUACAAUUACGCAUCCUCAGGUUGGUGUGAUGCUUAAUGAUGAUGAAGAUGUCCCAGAUGUGUUAGAGGACGAUGGUGAUUUUGUAGAACAUUAUUUACCUCGCCAUAUAUUCACUGGUGUCCAGCAAUUGACUUUGUUUAUCGAUGAUAUCUACGAUGACGACGAGGACGAGUCCCAUUUGCAUUAUCUUGAAUUACGAGGUGAGUUUACCGAAUUGACUAAGGAUCCAGUGAUUACGCUUUACGAACUGGCAGCUAACCCUACUGACCACAAGAACCUCACUGCUACAGAGGCCACUAACUAUUCCUUAGGCAAUUGA
Molecule: messenger RNA, 705 nt
Organism: Debaryomyces fabryi
Lineage: Eukaryota; Fungi; Ascomycota; Pichiomycetes; Serinales; Debaryomycetaceae
Exons: 1
Coding region: 1-705 (234 amino acids)
Cellular component (GO): nucleus
Source: RefSeq, a predicted model, not a curated record